GGCGUUAUAGAUGCUUAUGUCCUGGAGAGUGGACACAGUUGUCUUCAGCAAAUUCUUCCAGGCGUUGUCUGUGGUCCCGAUAGGAGAGAGAGAGAACAGCCAGCAGAUUGUGCUCACCAGCGUCUUUCUUGAAAUAAUGCGUCCCUAUUUAUACGAGGAGCCACCUUCUUGAAGGUAAUACAAUCGAUUUCGAGUGGGUGGUAAAGCAAUGUUGACAUCUUUGGUGCAAUUUCUUCCAGUGGCAUUCGCUCACUUUGGCAUGCGCCCCUCCUUUACGCACCAAAACAUCACCGGUUGUAGUUUUACAGAACUCUGAAACACCGGAUAAAAAACGACCCUUUUCCAGACAGAGUGAUGGUUUAACGUUUAAGAAAGAGCCCAACUGAAAUUUCCAUUGAAAAAUAAAUUAAAAAAAACCAAACAAACAGACGACAAAGACCGCGGUGCGACAGCGUGCAAGAAAGUAGUUUUCCAAAUAGAGCAACUUGUUGGAUGUUGGAUGCAGAGAAGGGAAGAAUCUGUGGGCCUGUAAGCUUCUAGCUGACCUGACAGCGUGUCGAUGUUUUUGUUCACCGAUGUCCAAGUCUUGUGACCGCCUAAGCGCUGCAGAGAAUGCGCCUCCAGGAACAGCUACCCGCCUGUUUUCCACCCAUGAACAUAAAUCUAUCAUUGUGGUAGAGCUUCUAAGAACCGUGACACCCAGGACAUACAAUGAGCUGUGGGCAGAUGCCCAGUUAGAGCUGAGCCGCCUGCUAACCGAGGAGCUGCCUGCUGAGCCCCCUCGUCCAGAGAAGGACAGAGUUGUGUUCUUCCAGCGUCUAGCCAUGCUUUAUGUGCGCUACAUCCAAAUCUUCAGACAGCUGGAGAAGGUCUAUGACCAGGUGGUCCACCCUCAGAAGAGACGAGUUAUUCGGGUGAUUCUUGAUGGUGUGAUGGGAAGGGUGUUAGAGCUGAAGAAUGAAAUGGUGGAAAAAGAGUAUUCAGAGUACCACUACAUGGAUGACGUUCUUCACGACUUGAAGCUCAGACCUGCAGAUCUUGAGAUCCCUAUCCCUUGCUAUUUCAUCACUGAGCUCAACAAAGAGCUCCACGAACAGAAGACGAUGCUGGCAGACAUCCUUAAAAUGGUGGAGGUUACUGAGAGCCCGGAAUCUCUAAUGGUCAGUGAUAUGAGUCAAGAGGAAGCCAUUAAGAUCAUUCAAGUGGCAGAGAGAGCCCGCCAAGGACGCUUGAGGGCAAAGCUGAACGAAGAGAGCAGGAAUAUGAACAGGAUGUACAGGGCCAAAGAUCCUGGAACAGCUGGCCUUGAGUUAGCUGCUGUCUGCAUUCAGAAGGUGUGGAGGGGCUACAUACAGAGGAAGAGGGCAAAGAUUUCUCGGGAUGAAGAAAUGAUUUUUCUUGGAAUGGUCAUGGAUCCCAAAUACCGAGUGCCAUGCCCUGCAGAAGUCGCUGCCCAGGCCAGUGAAGCUUCUAUGCGGAUUAAACAGGAGGAGCAUGAGGAAGACUAUCAAAAGUCAAUAGUAGCUGUCACAAAACAGCUACGAGAUGUGGAGGGUCAUGACAUAAGCAAGACAAUGAAAGAACAAAUCCGACAGUGGUUCAUUGAAUGCCGUGACGCUACCGGAUCUUUUCCCGACUACCCUGAUGAAGAGGAUGGAGGCUCAGCUCUCAUUUUGGCAGAAAAAAACCCUCAGCAGUUAAAGGAAGAAAUUGCUGCAAAAGAAGAGGAGGAUUCAAACAACAAGCCAAAAGGGAAGGAGGAAAAGAAGGAAAAGGGGAAAAAGAACAAGGGGAAAGAUGAAGAAGAGGAGGAGGAGGCAGGUUUGAAGAUGCUACCUUCAGCUUUUCUGUCAGACUUGGAAGUAGGAAACAAAACCUUUGUAGAUUUUUGGCAAACCCGCAAUGAGUCUAAAAAUUUCAGCCAGAGACAUGAUGUAGAGCUGAUCAAGGAAGAAAAGAGGAAAGUCAUUGAGGCAGAGAUUCGAGUACAGGUAGAUGAGCAGAUGAGACAAGAGCUGGCUGAAUGGAAGCUAGCUGUGGAUAAAGAGAGGGGUGGUAAAACCAAAGGAAAUGCAAAGAAAAAGAAAGGAUCUAAGAGUGGAAAGAAGAAGAAAAAGGAGAAGGAUCUGACAGCUGAUAGGACUCUUGAGUCUCUGUGUCAGGAGCUGGUGGAACAGGGCUUGUUGAAAAAGGCAAAAAAUGUUAGGCUGCAGGAUUACUUGGGCGACUAUAGCUACCUUGGAACAACACUCAGGCAAAAUGACAUUGAGCCCAUGCCAUCAUUGUCAGAUGUGCGACAAGUCUUGUCCCUAUAUGCAAUUUUGCCAUUAGGUUCACAGGAGGUGCAUGAGAAGGCUCCUCUGAUAAAGGCCAUCCUACUGGCAGGGCCUGCAGGCGUAGGUAAGAAGAUGUUGAUCCAUGCAAUCUGCCAUGAGACAGGUGCCAACCUGUUCGAUCUGUCACCUCUGAACACGGCAGGAAAGUAUCCAGGCAAGAGUGGCCUCGCUAUGAUGCUUCACAUGGUCUUUAAGGUUGCAAGACUGCUGCAGCCUUCAGUAAUAUGGAUUGAAGAUGCAGAGAAAAUGUUCUACAAGAAAGUUCCCAAGGAAGAAAAAGAGUUGGACCCUAAGCGGUUGAAGAAAGAUUUGCCCAAGUCCCUUAAGUUGAUCAAAGGGGAGGAUCGUGUUCUGAUAGUAGGAACAACCAAGGACCCUCUAAGUGCUGAUAUUAAGUCACUGUGUAAAAUGUACAGCAAAAUCAUCCUCAUCCCAAGACCUGACUACGGCUCAAGAUACAUCUUGUGGAAGCAACUGAUCAAAAUGCAGGGAGGUGAGGUAACCAAGGCCCUGGACCUCAGCUCUCUCGCCAAGAUUUCUGAUGGCUACACUCCAGGUCACAUGGUCCAGGUGAUCCAGAGCGUCAUCACCAAGCGUCGCGUCCUGCAACAGGCAAACAGACCCCUGACCGCUGCAGAGUUUGUUGCUCCUUUAGCCAAGAUUGACCCAGUAUUUCAGGAAGAGGAAGAGGCCCUCAAAAACUGGUAUGCAAAGACUCCGCUGGGAAAGAAGAGGAUUAAGGCUGCCACAGGAAAGGAAGAAGAAGAUGCCCCUGUUAAAGGAAAAGAUGCAAAGAAGAAAGGGAAAAAAUAAGCUGAAUGUAUUUAAGUAUUUAUUGAAGCUUGUUUAUGAAGAGACCUGUGAUGAGGUCAACACUGUCCCUCUUAAUCCCCAUGAAAUAAAUAGAAAAUUGAAUAAAAAGUUAGGUUUUUCUGUA
This is a messenger RNA of Lates calcarifer (barramundi perch), 3273 nucleotides long. RefSeq lists its product as uncharacterized. The record is from RefSeq and is a predicted model, not a curated record. The transcript has 19 exons. Gene Ontology annotation, molecular function: ATP hydrolysis activity; protein binding; ATP binding. Lineage: Eukaryota; Metazoa; Chordata; Actinopteri; Centropomidae. The coding region runs from base 576 to 3149 and encodes 857 amino acids.